Messenger RNA from Calypte anna (Anna's hummingbird), 5785 nucleotides. RefSeq names its product major facilitator superfamily domain containing 13A (gene SLC68A1). The transcript has 9 exons. Lineage: Eukaryota; Metazoa; Chordata; Aves; Apodiformes; Trochilidae. The record is from RefSeq and is a predicted model, not a curated record. Bases 148 to 1677 code for a protein of 509 amino acids.
CGGCUCAGUGGAGCGGCGGAGGCAGCGCCGGUAGCGGACGCAGGAGCAACAAUGGAUUGGCCCCAACAAAGAUGUAGCAGGUGUUGGGAGAAGACAUCCCAUCUCAAAUGGAGGUGAUCCAGGGAGCUGAACACUGACUGCACGAACAUGGGGUUACGACUGUUAGCUUGUCUUUUUCAUUUGCCCACUGCAGUGAUCUACGGGUCCCUGUCGCUGUUUGUUUCCAUUUUGCACAAUGUAUUCCUCCUGUACUACGUGGACACCUUUGUCUCUGUUUACAAGAUUGAUAAGCUGUCCUUUUGGAUAGGAGAGACAGUGUUUCUGAUCUGGAACAGCCUCAAUGACCCUCUGUUUGGCUGGCUGAGUGACCGGGUGUUCCUCAGCACACAGCAACCAGGAGCAGAGAUUUCUUCCCCAGAAGUCGUUCUGAAGAGGCUCAGAGCACUAAGCCACAAUGGCCCCCUCUUUGCCAUCUCUUUCCUGGCUUUCUGGGUUGCCUGGGCUCAUCCUGGUUUGCAGUUCCUUCUUUGCCUUUGCAUGUACGACAGCUUUCUCACCAUGGUCGAUCUCCAUCACAAUGCCUUGCUUGCAGACCUGGCUGUUUCGGCAAAAGACAGGACAAGCCUCAACUUCUACUGCUCCCUCUUCAGUGCCAUAGGCUCCCUCUCUGUCUUCAUGUCCUAUGCAGUAUGGAACAAAGAGGACUUCUUUUCCUUUCGCAUAUUUUGUGUCAUGCUAGCCCUCUGUUCCAUCGUUGGUUUUACCCUGUCCACACAGCUGCUCCGCCAGCGGUUUGAGGCUGAUGGAAAAGCAAAAUGGGACGAGGAAUCAACCCUGAAAGAGCUGUACAUUGAGAAACUCUCCACCCCCCAGGAGAAGAGGAUCACCCUGGCAGAGUAUCUCCAGCAGCUUUCCCGGCAUCGCAACUUCCUCUGGUUUGUCUGCAUGAAUCUUGUUCAGGUUUUUCACUGCCACUUUAAUAGCAACUUCUUCCCUCUGUUCCUGGAGCACCUGCUGUCAGACCAGAUCUCUGUCUCUACUGGAUCCUUCCUGCUUGGUGUUUCUUACAUUGCCCCCCAUCUCAACAACCUCUACUUCCUCUCCCUCUGCCGCCGCUGUGGGGUUUAUGCUGUGGUGCGAGGACUCUUCUUCCUGAAGCUGACUCUCAGUGUUGUCAUGCUCCUGGCAGGACCUGAUCAGGUGUAUCUGCUCUGCAUCUUCAUUGCCAGCAACCGGGUGUUCACAGAAGGGACCUGUAAGUUGCUCAACCUUGUGGUCACUGACUUGGUGGAUGAGGAUUUAGUCCUGAACCGUAGGAAGCAGGCAGCCUCAGCACUGCUCUUUGGGAUGGUGGCUCUGGUCACCAAGCCAGGCCAGACCUUCGCUCCUCUGAUCGGCACCUGGCUGCUCUGUGCAUACACAGGUUAUGACAUCUUCCAGCGCAACCCCUUGAGCAAUGUGGUGAGUGCCCAGCCAAAGCUGGAAUCUGCUGCAGCCUUGGAGCCAACUCUUCGCCAAGGCUGCUUCUACCUCCUUGUCUUUGUACCCAUCACAUGUGCACUACUGCAGCUCCUCAGCUGGUCACAGUUCAGCUUGCACGGGAAGCGCCUGCAGAUGGUGAAGGCUCAGCGCCAAAGCCUAACGCAAGGCCGAGCACCAGAGGUCAAAAUGAUCUAGGGGUGCCUGAGCCCCAGGGUGCUGCAGGAUUGCAGGCUGAGAAACCCUGAUGUUUACAGUUCUACUGUGAAAUGCUGUAAUGCCAAUGUUUACUCAUUCCAGGAGGUGGUUGCUGGGGAAGGCAGAGAAGUUCAUCAUGUGAGAGGUCUGAGAUAGAUCACUUGGCCACAGGAGCAAGAACAUUUCAUCCUAGCCUGUGCCAGGGAGCAGAGGGCUGCUCGUCCAAGCAGGGAGAUGCUGGAGACACUUGAAUCUCCAGAACAGUCCUCUCCCCUUGUCGUGGCCCUGAGGAACCACAGCCUCUCUGCCUGAGCAGGAGGGGAUCAUGCAGGUAGUCCUUCCCUGCUAGAGCCCUGCAGCUUUAGGGGAGUGGGCUGGCAGGCUUCUGAGGGACCAAGUGACAAAGGGGGUGAUUGCAGGAGCAGGGAUGGGCAUCAUGCCUUUCCCAGUAGCUGGCACAACCCCUCCAAGCUACAGUGCUGUGGUUCUUGGACCAAAUCCAGUCUUAGGCAUUUCUUGUUCCCAGGGCAGUAUCCUGCACAGCCAGGGUGUGAUGGCAGUGCUUGUUUCAUGCUGAGGCUCUCCUCCAUGGCCUUGCAGAAGUAGCUUGUUGCUGGGCUGGAAAAGAUACUGGGCUUGAACUGGGCUCAGAGCCUGAAGCUGGAACAUCUCAUCUGGCAUUCCAUUGCCUGUGUUUAACCCUCCUCUCCCCUCCACAGCCUCUCACAGCCAGCACUGUCACACUGUUGUGCUGUGAGCCCCCUCCUAUGCUGGCUGGGGCUGUGGGGCCAAGGCCAGGGAACUAACCCCUACAGAACCCAGCUGCUGGAAGUGCCUCCCUGCCCAGGGCCAUGCCUCCUGCCCCAGUGAGGCAGCCUGGAGCCCUCCCUUCUUGCAGGGGGAGAGCACAGCCUGGAGGAGACAUCAGGUCUUGCUUUUGUGCCUUUGAUUCUUCUUUGGAGCCUGUCUGACAAUGCUGGGCAGUCACAGGGUUGACAUUUUACCUGGGUGGGGAGAGACAAGGUGCCUGAGCUCCUUUCUGCUUGAAAUGGUGUCUGAGAGUUUGAUCAUCUCAUGUGGUUGCUGAGCCACAGACUCAAGGAAGAGAUCAGGUGGUUUGUUCUCCCUGCUUCUAGCUGAAAGCAAAUGGGCAGUGGUCCCCAGAGGGAUCCCUGGGAUGAGGCAGCAUCUCCUCCAUCCUUCCAGUGUGUUUAAGGGCAGAUGUGCCAAAGCAGAGCUCUGCCCUGUGGGAGGAGGGGUGUGCAGGCAGUGCUUGGUGGUUGCUGGGUGUUUAGGGAUGUGCUGGUCGUUUUUCAGUGCCAGGUGCUGUCUGGGCCCACAGACCUGCCCUCUUGCCUCAGGACAUGGCUGCCUUUUGUCUUGGACCAAGACAUUCCUGCUGCAAGGCUUGUGUAGCUCUUGAUGAUUCAAUCAUGAGUUAUUUGUGUGACUUCUAACAAAGUUUAAGAAUGAUUCUUCAUUUCAUAAAUUAAAGAUGAUCUUUUCUGUACUGUUCAGUGAUUCUUCUAGCAGGUAGAUGUAACCUGGCUGGUUCUCAUGGUGCUGGAGGGGCACAGCUGUGGUUGUGUGGGAGAAAAGGGGACACUCCCCUCCAGCAGAAGCUGUGUGUUGGGGCUGGCUCCCGUUCCUGCAGAGGACAGAGAGGCUUGGCAGGCCGGUGUAUCACCUGCCUUUUGGAGGGAGGCCAGUUGCUUACCCCUUCUCUCUGGAGGCCCCCAGUCUGGUGGGAUUGGGCUGUCCUGUAUCUUCACCAGGUGCUGGGAAUAGUCCUUGGGAAGUGGCUGGGCUGGCACCUGCUCUUCACAAUGAUGGUGGCACUGUUCCCAUCCUCCUCCCUCAGCAGGGCUGCCCUUGCUGCCUGCACCAGGCCUCACAGCUUCUCUGUGCCUCAGCUGCCCUUGACCUGUCUGCACUGAGAAACAUAAUAUAUGAUAGUUGUUGAGAAGAGCAGCUUUGGACACCAGCAGGGCAUCCUAUAGCUGCAGCCCAGACUCCCCUUCUGCAGCAAAAAAGCUCUAUCAAGAAUCCUGGACUGGAGCUAGCAUCUCCUUGCAGAAAUUGGCCAGCAGCAAUUCUGUGCAGGCAUGAGAAGAGUGUAGGUAACCUUAAAAAUGCAAAGGUGGGAAGAUGAAGCCAGGAGGCUUGAGGGUUGUAUAUGAAUUACUUUAUUUAAGUAACGCUGGGUACCACCAGGCAACAUGGUUUGGACAGUGUGCAAGGGAACAGGCAGGCAGGUCAAAUGAGCACUAGAUUGGAAAUGGGACCUUUCUGUUGAGUUACUGUGGGUUACAAAAUGGAGCACUACUGCCUCUGCCAGGAUGCAGAGGGGUUUGGAGGGAAGAGGUCCCAGGCACUGCCUGGGGCAUGUUUGCUUCUUCCCCUCCACAUGCUGCAGCAAACCAGCAAGGAUGCAACCUUGCAUCCAGCAAGAAGGCUGAGUGUUGACAGCUCUUUUCUACCUGACCGAUUCUUACUUAAGUCUGCUCUGAUGGGGGUAGGUGAACAAAGAGCCUGGCCUUAGCUGGGAAGAGCAGCACACCUGCCUAGAACCUAGGUCUAGAACCUCUCAGCUCCGUGGCCAGUCCUGCCAAGUGUGGCUCCUGCAGGGGCAGCACACUGCACUCUGCUGCUUGCAUCCAUCUUGGCUGGGGACACACACCACCUUUUGCCAGGUCUCUGCAGCUGACUGGCAGGAGGGCUACUGCAGCCCUCAAGCUCUCACCUCAUCUCUGCGCCUGAGUAACCCCAAGGCGCUGUGUGGCACUGAAGAGAAAGGAGGGGAACAGAGAGGAUGGGCCACCAAGCAGGACCAGUUCCACUGCUACUGCCACGUACUGCAGAAAAUCCACAGUGAAAAAAAAAAGCACCAAAUAAUGCACAAGAAAAACCUAGAGGGGGAACACCAAGGCACACCAAGGCACCCCAAGGCAAGCAGGUGGCAGUGCUGCCCAUGGCUGUCAACGCAGCAGAAGCAAAGCAGCCUGCAGGCAAGCAGAAAGUCAUCUGCAGAGCAGCAGAGCACAGAAAUCACUGCAGUGCCCUGCUAACAAACCUGCUCACACCAAGGUCCAGGUACAUUUUAUUGUCCUCUCACAUAGUGUAUUCAUAGAGAACAACGAGACUCCCUCUAGAGCAGUCACUGGUGGUGUUGCAAGGCCAGCUAUUGCGCUAAGCGUGUGUGCUGUAAACAGUAUCAACAAUGGGCAGCCGGGUAACUGGUGUUCAAAGAAGACCCAAAGCAAAAAUUCCCAGGUGCUGUGGUCAGUAUUUGAGAUAUCCUCAGACAUUUCAAUGAGUAAAACAAUUCUUACAUUACAAUGCACCUUUCCCGUUACUAUGUUGUCCCAGAAUGAAUAAAGUACACAGGAGUUAUGCCUGGCUGACAAUACAUGCUCCCUUUGCCCUGACAUGGCAGGAAGGAGGGAAACAGCCUUGGCUCUUAGAGAGAAAGAACACGAGAACUCAGCACUGUAAAUCUCAGCAGGUUGAGGGGGGAACACGCAAGUGCCUUCACCCCAUUGUGGGCCUUUUGCUUCCAGAGGAGAAAAGGUAUUAAAACAAGGUACGAGAGAAUAACCGUCUAGUACAAUGAUAGCUGAAUAAUUUGCUUUGUUCUACUCCAUGCAAUACAAACUAAGACCUAUCACCAACUUCUCCAGCUGCGGUGCAGACCCACACAUCUGGCUAAGUUACACAUGCAUACACGCACUCGCUCACCAAAAAAAGUGGGGGCAAACGGACUUAGCUGUUGAGAAUGUGUUUUCUCUUAAAAAAAUAUAUUAAAAACAACUUCAAAAACCUACUGAUGGUGAAGACACUGCUGAAGAAGAAAGCAAUGGGGCCUCAGCUAUGUUUCCAGACAAUCCAGGCAUCACCUGCAUGAGCAGCCUGCAGUGGUUGGCUCCCUUCUUGCCUGCCAGGCAGUUUUUUUAAGCUGUUCCCUUUGUUUUUGCUUGCUUGUUUGUAUUACAGUGACAAAUGUGAUUGAGAUACAGAAAUUAAAUUAAGGGACUGAAAUGAAAAAGGAAUGGGCCAUUCUGGAGAAAUUCAGACUGGUAUUUUCUCCUUUCCAUUAAAAAAACAAAAA